AGUCUCGAUUUGGAUCUAUCCCAAACUGGUUAGAUUCGGCCAAAGACAUUCCGGGCACAACUUUCAGAUCUAACCAUUGCACUUUGUCGCGAACGUGGACACUUAUCGUCUUAUAGAAUGCCGUGCAAGAAAAUAAGUGUUAAAUUGAAGAUUACACAUUUUGUGAGAUAAAUUUUAAAAGCUCUUUUAUUUACCAUAUCCUUGGAACUUGAAAUACGAAGCAUGAUUUACGAGAAAAUUUAGUUUGCGUUUGAGCUUUUCUUUAGCCUUGCGGAAGGUGUGCUAAGAGUUGUGAAUGGGCUUUCUAAUGAUAUUGUCCUGAGGGGUCAUUUGGGCAAAUUAUGACAAAUCGAACUAAUGGUGAAGACAGAGGCUUUAGAAACCGGUUUGUUAGUGCAGCAGUGAAAUCUUAGGACCUACUAUUAGGCCUACCCUAUCUAAAAAAUUGUGUACGUACUAGAAAUCAAAGGAAAUUGUUUACGAGUGAUACACUUCCUCAGUCAAUUUCCUGAAUGUACCAAUAAAUAUAUUGCGUACGUUAAAGCAACACGAAGCAGAAGUGGAACAAAUAACCCAUCGACCCACUAUGGGCCACUCCAAGUGGCAUCCUCACACAAAGAUAUGGCAGGUGCAAGGCUCUCCCAGACCAUCGCUGAUUGCAGAAAAUCAAAGUGAUUGAGAAGUUUGUGACUUUUAGUGAAAAAACAACAAAGAUCUUUUGAAAAGUCUAUAGAAUUUGACUGAUGAGGAAGAAACGUAAAUCAAAAUUCAAUGUUUAGAUAUUGUGAUGCUCCUUAUAAUCAUUUCAACACACGAGUGGCACCCAUAAGAUGUGAAAACAAUUUUAAUUGCUCUCUUUCGUUUAUUUACUUAUUAAUACAUUUUCCUAAGAUCUUAAAAUUAACUGUGGGGUGUGGGUGUGGACUUGAGCCAAAAUAUGAUUCGGGCAUUGACAUUGACAUGAUGUGUGCACUAGUAAGACUUUAUAGAUCUAUGUAGAAAUUAAGGUGAAUUUAGUUUUUGAUGAAGAAAAUCAAUUCCUACCGAGUCGUUUCACUAACUAAAACUUGUACAAAAGAGUCGGCUUUUCGGAAAAACGGGUAGUUUUGCGCGAAAGAGUGUAGUAGAAAGAGUAUUAAAAUAUUAAUCCUAGUUCAAUAUAGCUUGCACUUUGUCGUCCAAGUUAACACUAUAAACUGUGGCAAUUGAUGUGACAAAAGGACCAGCUUUUUAUCAUCCCACUUCUGAAUUUUGUGUGCCAUAUGUUCUGAAACAAUUGAAAUGUCGCUUCAAUAGGGCUCAAUAUUCGUGCAGUUACAGGUUGAAAAAGAAAAGCAUUUGGAGUAAUUAAUCAUCCAGCAGGAAUGCCCAAAGCCAUGGUAAUCAGACACGCCAAAUUUUCUGUGCUAUCAGUGAAAAGUUUGCGAAUUGCCUAAAUAAAGAGGCACCCCAAUCUCAAUCCUAGUAUUUCCCACCUUAACGUGAGUGCGAUUUGGAAAUAGUGGAAAGAGUUAAUACGAAUGGUGCGUGCAGAAAAAAAUCUUUUGGGGUUUGAAGCCGCCUAGCAAUGGAGCUUAAAUGCCAGGCAAUUGAGACUUUUGAACAUUGUUUUGGGUGAGAUUUUUUUUUGCAUUAGACCAAUGCCUGGUGGUAUAACCUUCCACUUACAUAAAUGAGCACACGACAAAUGGUGUGAUUUAGGUGUACUCCAUCAGCUGUGGGACCAACGAACACUCCUGGAAUUAUUGCGCCAAGAGAAGAAUAAUACACCAUUUUCAGUAUAUAUAUAGCAAUCGAUGGGAUAACAGAAAUAUCAAUCCAUCAUCAACUCACAUCCCCCAGGAAUGCCAGAAACAUCCAUUUAACGAAUUUAUCAUCUAUAUUGAGAGGAGAGACACCGAGUUUGAAAGUGAAUUUAAUUAGGAGCUAAAACGUUUCAUACAUGCAAUAGUCCAUAUGAGUGUAAAUCAAUAGCACAUGAAUCACAAGCAAUAGUAGAUAGGGGGUUUAUUGAAAGUAACAAGGUGGAAGUGUAGCAGGGUGCUUGAUCACCACAUCUAAGAAUCAAUUGCUGAGGCACCUCUGGGAAAAGUAAUAUAACUUGUCGCAUAAUGGAAUACCCUGUGGGGAACAUUACAAAUGAGGAUUUUUUGGCAAUGAUAGGAAAUGCAUCAGGUAUCGGUCAACCAAAUCUUACUGGGGGUGGUGGCAAUGAUACCUACAUCAAUGGUACAUUGUCCCCCAUCUCAACAACUACCGCCACAGGCAUACAUGGCAUCUACCCGAGUGGAUACACGAUAGCACAUAUUGUAUUUGCCUCAAUUGUCGUUACCAUCCUCAUGGUGAUCAUUGUGGUGGGCAACAUGCUAGUCAUAAUAGCUAUUGCCACCGAAAAGUCCCUCAAAAACAUCCAAAAUUGGUUUAUUGCUUCCCUAGCUGUGGCAGACUUCUUCCUUGGACUGGUAAUCAUGCCUUUUUCACUGGCCAAUGAGCUAAUGGGGUACUGGAUCUUCGGUGCCUGGUGGUGUGACAUCCAUUCAGCAAUGGAUGUCCUCCUCUGUACUGCCAGCAUCAUGAACCUAUGCCUCAUCUCCCUGGAUAGAUACUGGAGCAUUACGAAGGCUGUUGAGUACCUCAAAACUAGAACACCAGCCCGGGCAGCCAUCAUGAUAACUGCCGUAUGGAUUAUGUCUGGACUCAUAUGUAUCCCACCGUUGCUGGGUUGGAAGGCCAAACAACCAGAAGGUCUACUUCCACAAUGCCAGCUAAGUGAAGAUCUCGGCUACGUGCUGUACUCUGCACUUGGCUCCUUCUACAUACCCAGCUGUAUUAUGGUAUUUGUGUACAUAAGGAUUUAUUUUGCCGCGAAAAGGAGAGCCAGGAGAGGUAUAAAGAAGCCACCAAGGAAGUCUGCCACAAAUGAACAGGUUACAAGCUUCACGACCAGUCCAUGCAAAGCCGGGACACGUCCAAUGCCCUCAGUGCCUAGUACAGCGCCCAAUACGCCACAUCAGACGCAGCCGGACCCGCCAAAGCAGGAAUCCUCGAUUGCGACGAUCGAGGCCCGCACCAAUCCGGCUAAUGUUCCAUCCGUAAUGUCUAUACCUAACAUCACGUGUGACUUUGCAUCGGACGUGUCCACGAGUGAAGCAUGCGAUGCCGUGGAUCCAAACUAUGGCAAGGAUACACUGAAGGUCAGCACCAUCGUGACGACGCACGCACCAGCGAUACGUUCUUCAUCGAAUGGGACAACAGCGUCCAAUGACUUGCAAAUGGUGUCACCGAGUGCGACGGGACGAUGCCGGGCCUUGUCUGUGGGGAUCGACACGGACAUGGUCAGCGAAUUCGAUCCCUCGAGCUCGGACUCGGGCGUGGUGAGUAGAUGUGCUGUUGUAAAACCACUUAAGAUGAAACUUUGUCAACCAAUUUUUGGGAAAAAGAACCACCGCAAGAAGAAUCCCCAACAGCACACCAUACACAUGCAUAAGCCUUCGGUGGGUGCGAUGGAACUUGAACCAGCGAUACCCAAGAUACAGAAGCAACGUGAUCCAGAGAAAGAGAAGAGACGUAUUGCGCGGAAGAAGGAGAAACGUGCCACCCUCAUCCUGGGACUCAUUAUGGGAAGCUUUAUUGCCUGCUGGCUACCCUUCUUUUUCCUUUACAUCCUCACGCCAUUAUGCACAAACUGUCAAAUACCCGAGUCCGCCUUUGCCAUUGCCUUCUGGCUCGGCUACAUGAACUCCGCCCUCAAUCCUGCUAUCUACACUAUCUUCAACAAGGACUUCCGACGCGCCUUUAGACGCAUCCUCUUCAAGUGAUGUUUGGCAUACGUGUGCUGCUACCGUUGCGUCUACAGAAGCAUCGAAAAGGCUACUGAACGGGCAAUGGGCAGCACACCGAUGAGCUAUGGGGGUUAUCUUGCGCGUCGCUAAACAUUUUUUCUAUUUUUUUUUUCACCGUGGACCGAAAUAAAAAUGUAGGGAUGGGGGUAUCGGAAUCCGAAUCCGGAUAAGGACACUAUAUGGAUUUGUAUUUAGUCUACGGUUACACAAAAUUCAAACUUAAAUCAAUAAUCAAAAUUACUUGAAUAACUGAAAUUCUGGGAAUUUUGGACACACCCCAUACGAACAAAAAUUAGAUUUCAAACUCGUCAAAUUCUGUGUAUCUGACAGUUAUUCAAGGGUGUAUGCAAGUGUGAUAGGGGAUGAUUGUUCGUAGGAUAAGGACUUGAACACUAUAGCAAUAAAUAGAAUAUGUUGAGUUGAAGCAGACAUUAUAAACAUAGCCUAGUUGGAGGUAGAGAGUGAUCAAACACCAAUUAUAUAGAUUGUAAUAUUUCUUAACUGCAACUAAAACGUAUUAGAACAUACAAAACAACUUAUAAAAAAAUGGUUUCCACGUUAGUGUAAAAAGAUUAUUUCCAGAAGAGUAAAAGAAAAAAAUACAACCUCUCUUAUAAGUGUUUAUCGAAGUCUAUUUAAAUGUUAUGGUAUGAAUUCUAGCCAAUAUAAGAGAUUAUAAUAUUAUAUUACUCUGGUAGAGAGUCAUAAACGAACAUAAAAUAUUUGCAUAUAAAAAUAUUGAUGUUUAGGUCAUAAGUAUUUCGAUAGGUUGACACGACUUUUGUUGGCCGUUUUUAUAGGUUCAUAUCUGUUUGGGAUUAUAGUGUUAUAUGUCGAUUUUUUUUUGGGUUUUCACUUUUUCUGUGUUGGAAUAUAUAUAUAACAUUGUAAGGCGUUAUGUCAAAUGCAAAAAUUGUACAUUUAAAGCUCAUCUUCCAGAGUGUGUUGAAACAAAGUUUAGGAGAUAGGACAGAUGACAAAGUUUUAGAAACAAGAUGAAUAUAUAGAUAAAUUUUAAAAUUUAAAAUACUACUAUCUGUGUUCAGAUAGGUUAAGGAAGGUCGACGGAAAAACUAUAUAGUGGAGUUUUGCGAAUAGUUCUAAUAGCGCAAAACAUGUAACAACAAUGACAUAAAUUCUGUGAUAAUUUAAAAAUGAAAAGAAAAUGUUCUUGUACAUAGUAAUUUAAUAAUCUCAUCUUUCCAUUUUGAAAGUAAAAGCAGUUAUUUUCAUUUAGUUUUGGUUUGGAGACAGUAGGAUUCAUAAUCCCAGACAUAAUUUCCCAUAAUUUCCUGAAGCUGAGCUUUGAAAACGCUCCUGUGCUUAGUCUACAAAUAUUUGCAUUUAAUGCGUCAGAACAUAUUUCUGAUAAGUCACAAAAUACAAAAAUCAAAUAAUAAAGUAUUAUCAAAGUUGGAAGAGUAGUUUUCAGACACUAUCCCAAAAAGAACUGGCACAAUCGAAAGAAUGUCACAUACAGAGCAUAAACUUUUUCAACUUUCGCAACUCCAAGGAGAAAUAUACAUGACCAUCCUUCUACUUGAUAGUGGAUGAAACAUUCCUCCCACCAAAAUGCCCGAAAAGCAAUUUCAAGAAUCUGAUUUAUUAGAAUAAUUUAGACAUGCAAAAAAAUCAUUUCAAAUAUUUGGCAAAGACAGAACUACUACGGAGCAAUGCUAAGGAAAAUUUAAAAAGAAAAUAUUUCAGAAGAAGAAACAUUUUAGAAAUUGAACAAUCUAGAUAAGAAACUAUUUUCACAAUCACCAUCAUUGUACGAAAUUGGUAAUAGCAAAGGAUAAUUUUUAAGAAUGAAAUGUACAUAAUAUCAAUUGAUUUUAUAAGUCACUGUAAAGAAAUAAUAUUAUAAUGUUGAAAACCCCUCUUUCUUGUAGAAUAAACAAUAGUGAUAAGGCAUAUUUUCAUGUGAAAUAUAUUUAAAGAAAUUAAAAAAAUAACUCUAAAAAUACAAUAAAAAUAGAUAAAUAAUAAUUACAUUGUAGUGUAAAUUUUUGAACAGAUUUCUUGAGGUCUCUUUUCUCUCUCUCUCUUCCAAGAGAGUCAAGUUAAAAGGACGUAUCUUUCCUUUCACUUUUCAUUCUGUUUUUGAAUGAAUGAAAAUUAUGAAGUAAAUUACAGGAAUAAAACAGUUGUAUGGCUUGAUUUGAAGGAUGGCCGUGGCCUUCCCUUUAUAGGAUUAAGGCCGUGCAAAGACAAAAAGAGAAUGUUAUUAGAGA
Messenger RNA from Phlebotomus papatasi, 6076 nucleotides. RefSeq names its product alpha-2C adrenergic receptor (gene Octalpha2R). The record is from RefSeq and is a predicted model, not a curated record. Gene Ontology annotation, cellular component: membrane. Bases 2112 to 3818 code for a protein of 568 amino acids. NCBI's taxonomy places the organism in Eukaryota, Metazoa, Arthropoda, Insecta, Diptera, Psychodidae. Gene Ontology annotation, biological process: adenylate cyclase-activating adrenergic receptor signaling pathway. Gene Ontology annotation, molecular function: G protein-coupled amine receptor activity. The transcript is spliced from 3 exons.